This is a messenger RNA of Arabis nemorensis, 1758 nucleotides long. The record is from the annotation of a GenBank genome assembly. Lineage: Eukaryota; Viridiplantae; Streptophyta; Magnoliopsida; Brassicales; Brassicaceae.
AUGGGUAAGCAUAGGAAGAGAGAUUCUGAUUCUGACGAUGAAACUCCAUCUUCUGCAUCGUCGUCGUCUUCCUUCUAUAGCUCAGAUGAGUCUGAUUCGUCUUCUAGGCGGAGGAAGAAGCGAAGGGAGCGGCGGAAAAGUGACGGAAGUUAUGAGAGAGAGAAGCGGAGGAAGAGAGAGAAGGAAAAGAAGAGGAAGAAGAUGGAGAGGAGGGAGAGGAAGAGGAGAGAUAGGAAGAAGAGGACGUCGAGGAAGCGUGAAUAUGAGUCCAAUACUGAGUCCAUGUCUGAUCAGGAGAGUUCACGGGAUGAGCCUGAAACUGUGGUUAAGGAGAUGCUCAUUGAGUUCCCUAAUGUUGGCAAUGAUCUGAAACAGCUUUUGAAAAUGAUAGAUGCUGGCCAAGCGGUUGAUAUUAAGGGUAUUUCGGAGAGUGUUUUGAAGAAGAGGUUGAAGAAGCUGUUUCUGUCUUUGAAGUUGAAGGAACGUGGGGAUAGAGUCUUUUUAUUACCACCUGGUGCGUCUCCUUCUUUAGAUAUGGUGGGACAUCUUAUUAAAGGCGGCGAAGAAGAAGAAGUUGAGAAAACUGAAGCAGCUACUGGGAAUGAUGGGGCAAAAAAGGAUUUGGCAGAUGAGAACAAUCUGGGAUCAAAUUCAGCUGAUGAUGUUGCUGGUCCAAAGAAAAGGGUGAUUGGACCUGCAAUGCCAUCGGCUGAGCUACUUGCUGCGGCAGCAAAGCUAACAGAAGCUCAAGCCGAACUCAGAGAAGCUGAGGCUGCUGAGCUAGAAGAAGAUUCAGAAUAUUUUAUAGGACCUGCUCCACCAGCUGUUGUUGCAGAAGUAGCAUCAUCGAAUGAGGCAGAGCGAUUCGAAGAGGUGACACGGAUCAUGGAAGCUGAUGCUGAUAGUCCAUACGACGUUUUGGGAGUAAACCACAAUAUGUCUGCGGAUAACAUGAAGAAGAGGUACUGGAAGCUGUCUCUUUUAGUUCACCCAGACAAAUGCUCUCAUCCGCAAGCCCAGGAGGCUUUCGUUUUAUUGAAUAAAGCUUUCAAGGAAUUACAAGAUCCAGAAAAGCGAAAAGCUAUGGAUGACAAGAUUAAACUCAAGGAGGAACAAGAGGCUUUUAAGGUUGAAUUACGCUCGAUGCAAGAAGCAGCACAAUGGAGAAGAUCACAAGGCAUAUCAAUGGAAGGUGAUGCAGAGUUGUUAGCGGCAACGGAGGUUAAACCUGUACCUAAAAGAGAUGAGUGGAUGACCACCCUUCCUCCCGAAAGAAAGGUUGGAGUGCCUGUGCAGCAAUCAACCACGACAUUUAGCAGAAAUGCGAGAGAAGGACGCGGAGACACUACUGCCUGGACUGAUACUCCUAUGGACAAAGCUGAAAGAGCAAAGAUGAAUUACUUAGAGGCAUACAACAAGGCGAAUGCGCUUGCUUCAAACGAAGUUAACAACAUGAAUAGAACCCUAGAUGCCGAGCUUGUGGACAAGUACAACAAAGAGAAACGAUCAAAGUCUCUGGUAGAUAAGCACAGGGAAGAGUCUUCUUCAAGCCGUCUGAAGAAGAAGAAGAAAUUGUCUUUGUCAUCCAAAGAGAAAGCCGAGAAGGACGAGUGGGUUGGAAAUCAUCCGUGGAAGCCGUGGGAUCGUGAGAACGACCUCACUGCCGGGAGACAGAAGGUGAAACUCGAUGCUGAGGGUAUGGCUGAAGGUUUGGCUUCCAAGUUUUCUUCUGGGAACUUCCAAAGAAGCUUUCUUUAA